Messenger RNA from Brachypodium distachyon (stiff brome), 1779 nucleotides. RefSeq names its product NPL4-like protein. The record is from RefSeq and is a predicted model, not a curated record. The coding region runs from base 186 to 1433 and encodes 415 amino acids. The transcript is spliced from 2 exons. Gene Ontology annotation, molecular function: ubiquitin binding; ubiquitin protein ligase binding. Gene Ontology annotation, biological process: ubiquitin-dependent protein catabolic process. NCBI's taxonomy places the organism in Eukaryota, Viridiplantae, Streptophyta, Magnoliopsida, Poales, Poaceae. Gene Ontology annotation, cellular component: nucleus.
CCAGGCGUAUCCAAGACGCAACAACCAGGCCCGCUCGACCUUUCCGGAAUCCGGAGCGGAACCCCUCCCCUCUCCCCCGCCGUCUCUUCCCCACCUCCGUCUCCUCCUCCCGCUCGGAUUGGAUUCCGCUCCCGAGCUCUAUAAGAUCCCCUAGAAGCCCCCACACCGCCGGCCAAGAACCCGCGAUGAUCCUCCGCAUCCGCAGCCGCGACGGCACGGACCGCAUCACGGUGCCGGACGGGGCCUCCGCCACGGUCGGCGAGCUGCAGCGCCUCAUAGCGGCGCGUGUGACCGUCCCCGUGACGCUCCAGCGCCUCUCCCUCGACCCCGCGCUGCUGCUCCCCGCCGCCCAGCCGCAGCUCCUCUCCGACCCGGCCACCCCGCUCGCCUCCCUCCCCCUCGCCAACGGCUCCUUCGUCUACCUCUCAUACCCGCCCGACGCGCGCUCCUCCCAGCCGCCGCCGCCCAAGGCCCUCACCGUCGCCGGCUCCUUCGGCAAGAAGAUGACCAUGGACGACCUCAUCGCGCGCCAGAUCCGCGUCACCCGCCAGGAGGCGCCACUCUGCGCCGCGGCCUCCUUUGACCGCGACUCCGCCAACGCCUUCCAGCUCUACGUCGCCGAGUCCCUCGCCUUCGCCGUCAAGCGGGCGGGAUUCCUCUAUGGCCGCGUCGACGCCGAGACCAAGGAGGUGUUCGUCGACUUCAUCUACGAGCCACCACAGAGCGGCUCCGAGGACGUGGUCCAGCUCAUGCGGGAUUCCGACGAGGAGCUCCGCGUAGAUGCCAUCGCCGACGGGCUCGGGAUGCGCCGGGUCGGACUAGUCUUCACGCAGGCAGUCGGGAGGAAGGCCAGUGAGACUGGCGAGUACACCAUGUCGAACCGUGAGGUGGUUCAGGCUGCUGAGCUGCAGGCCGAGGGUGGGAUCCCGGAGUGGGUCACUGCAAUAGUGAAGAUCAAGGUCGGCGAUGAUGGCACUGGGGAUGUGCACUUUGAGGCGUUCCAGUUGAGUGAGGUUUGUGUGAAGCUGUUUAAGGACGGGGUGCUGCAAACAGAGGUUGGGGAUUCUGACGAUCCACGCCUGUCCAAGAUGCGCAAGGAGGUGAUUGCAGGGGGCAAGGAUACUAUGGAGGUGGAUAAUGAUUUCUUCCUGGUGCCUGUCAAGAUCUCUGAUCACCAGGGUCCACUAUCGAUUGGCUUCCCUAUAGAGAACCGUGGAAGUCCUUUAGCAAUGAGCACACUCAGGAACCACCUGGAUCGUGCAAAGCAUCUUCCAUUUGUGAGGCGGAUCUCUGACUUCCACUUGCUUCUCCAGGUUACUACUUUCCUCGAUGUAAAAGCAGAUGUUCCUAUUCUAGCUGCAUGCGUAAAACACCAAGUCAAAGUGCCUGAGGGCUACCAGCUUCUGAUCGAGACCUUGGCGGGUCAAACAUAAUGGGUUUUCUGGAAACAAGACACUAUUGUCAUUUAGUUCACUCUUAUAUCAUGUGUAACUUAUGGAUGUCUCAGUUGUGUAAGUCUUGUUUAAUUCAUAUUUGCUUACCUUCGCGCAAGGGCAACAUGUUUCUUUAUGUUGUGCGAAACCUGGUCCUAUACUGGUUGAAAUUGGAGAUGCUUCUGGUGGUUGCAUUGCCUGGAUUUCGGAGGAGCGACAAUGUCGAUGCUUCAUGGCAUGCUGUGUACCCUUCAUAAAAAGAUAGUAUCAUGUUCUGCAUUCGAUGUUUGAACUAUAGGAGAUGGAUAAUGAUAUUUUGGUCAAUAUAUUGCUACUGUUACACGCU